Rana temporaria (common frog) is the source of this 1380-nucleotide messenger RNA. It is a transcript of the gene GNAT1, whose product is annotated as G protein subunit alpha transducin 1. Gene Ontology annotation, biological process: adenylate cyclase-modulating G protein-coupled receptor signaling pathway. The transcript is spliced from 9 exons. Gene Ontology annotation, cellular component: heterotrimeric G-protein complex. Gene Ontology annotation, molecular function: GTP binding; G-protein beta/gamma-subunit complex binding; GTPase activity. Bases 183 to 1235 code for a protein of 350 amino acids. Lineage: Eukaryota; Metazoa; Chordata; Amphibia; Anura; Ranidae. The record is from RefSeq and is a predicted model, not a curated record.
GAAUUAGAGAAGAUGAGAUUUGGGAGAAGGGCAGGACUCAUUCCUCCGGUAGCCCUAGCGGUAGUCAGACAGGCAGUUCGCUAACUGCGACUCCCGUCCCCCCCUUAAGGAGGGCUGCCCAUCUUUAUCCGGAGGAAAGUCCUUGGUGCGUCGUACUCCCCCCCCGCUUGGGACACAGGAAGAUGGGAGCCGGGGCCAGCGCCGAGGAAAAGCAUUCCCGGGAACUAGAGAAGAAACUGAAGGAAGAUGCCGAGAAGGAUGCCAGGACUGUCAAACUGCUCCUACUGGGAGCUGGUGAGUCCGGAAAGAGCACCAUUGUAAAGCAGAUGAAAAUUAUUCACCAGGAUGGUUAUUCCCUUGAAGAAUGUCUGGAGUUUAUUACCAUUAUUUACGGAAACGUCCUGCAGUCAAUGCUCGCCAUCGUAAAAGCGAUGAACACGCUGAACAUCCAAUAUGGGGACGCUGGACGACAGGACGAUGCCCGUAAGCUAGCGCAUCUGUCAGACACCAUUGAUGAGGGCUCCAUGCCCAAGGAGAUGGCAGACAUCAUCGGGCGCCUGUGGAAAGACACGGGCAUUCAGGCGUGCUUUGACCGUGCAUCUGAAUAUCAGCUCAACGACUCAGCGGGAUAUUACCUGAAUGACCUGGACAGACUUGUGGCCUCGGGGUACGUACCCACCGAACAGGACGUGCUGAGGUCCAGAGUAAAGACCACCGGUAUCAUUGAGACACAAUUUGGCCUCAAGGACCUCAACUUCAGGAUGUUUGAUGUGGGAGGUCAGCGAUCCGAGCGUAAGAAGUGGAUCCAUUGCUUUGAAGGUGUCACCUGUAUCAUCUUCAUUGCUGCACUGAGCGCCUACGACAUGGUCCUGGUGGAGGACGAUGAAGUGAACCGAAUGCAUGAAAGUCUUCACCUCUUCAACAGUAUCUGCAACCACCGUUACUUCGCCGCCACCUCCAUCGUACUCUUCCUCAACAAGAAGGACGUCUUCACAGAGAAGAUCAAGAAGGCUCACCUUAGCAUCUGCUUUCCAGAUUACGAUGGUCCCAACACGUAUGAGGACGCAGGAAAUUAUAUCAAGACGCAGUUCCUGGAACUGAACAUGCAACGAGAUGUAAAGGAAAUCUACAGUCACAUGACCUGCGCCACCGACACCGAGAACGUCAAGUUUGUGUUUGACGCGGUAACAGACAUUAUCAUCAAAGAAAACCUAAAAGAUUGCGGUCUGUUCUGAGUAGAUCGCCACAACAUUUUUACUGAGGGUUUGGCCCACAAAAAUUCACAUGCCCUUCUUCCCACGAUCAGCCUCUCAGCUCUGGAGUACCGUGCCCUGCCUCUCAGAAGACCGAGAAGAGACGCAGACCCUGUUAAAAAAAAAA